Penaeus monodon (black tiger shrimp) is the source of this 3137-nucleotide messenger RNA. RefSeq names its product facilitated trehalose transporter Tret1-2 homolog. Gene Ontology annotation, cellular component: membrane. NCBI's taxonomy places the organism in Eukaryota, Metazoa, Arthropoda, Malacostraca, Decapoda, Penaeidae. Gene Ontology annotation, molecular function: transmembrane transporter activity. The transcript is spliced from 5 exons. The coding region runs from base 872 to 2446 and encodes 524 amino acids. The record is from RefSeq and is a predicted model, not a curated record. Gene Ontology annotation, biological process: transmembrane transport.
GUACGGACCAAGCCAAGACGUUAUGUAGAACACAGUGAACUCAAGGAGUUAAGAGUGUAGAAGAUGAAGGAUUAGUUUGAUUAACAAUGCAGCAUAUACUUCAUUGUAGUGCCGUGCCAUGUGUUCCAGACAUUUGGAAGUGAGUGUUUUGGCGAGGAUACUCUCAGGGUGCAGAUGGUGCGGCAAGGAGAAGCCGAGGAAGCAGGUGGCCACAGAACAUACAUUUGGUUCCAGUGCGAGAGGAGUGUGACGGGGCACACUCUCCGACCCGAGCGCCAUGGACAGGGAACCUACGUCUAACUGAACGCACGCAGAAAACGAAUGAAAAGUGCUGGAAAAAAUAUCGAAGCAGACAGAGGUAGAUAUAUGCAAACGAGUUACCGAAAAGACUGGAAACGGAGAAGAAACAAUAGAAGUGGAGCAAUUUCAAGGCAGAUCAAACUAGGUGAAAAUCCGGUGCUGUUAACGGCCCCUCUUUUCUCUCUUUAGAAAGGGGAAAGUGAUGGCAAGGCCGCGGCACAUCCGAGGGAAGUAAGCGACGGAGAAUGGAACAGUGAAAGCAGAAGUAUCCUCCGAGGAAAGCAGAAAGAGAGAGAAAAAUCAAGUAGAAUAAUAAAGAGAGAAAGAAGAGGGGAAAACGAAGAUAAGAGAAGGGAAGAGGCAGAAGAGAACCGAGAAACAAAUAAAAGAGGAACUUUGGUCACUGCAGUUCCUCUUGACCCCUCCUCGUCUCACCAAGUGCGCGCCGACGCGGCCGCAGAAACGGUGACUGCUGCCCACUUCCGCGGCAGCCGCCCCUGACCUCGCCAGCGCAGCAACUCACGUUCGCUUGCCUCGCCAGCCGCAGGUCCUGCCGGGAGGCGGCGCUGAAAUGCUCAAAUGGCUGAGGCGAGGCCCACCAGCCGCGCAGGGGGACGCUGAGGGCUUCGUCAUGAGCGAGCGGCCCGCCGACGCCUCACUCCCGCAGGAGGAGGAGACAACGCCCAACGGAAGGCAGCGUCACGAGGAGGAGGCUGCCCCACGGAGGGGGACCUUCAGCGAGGACGACCGUCAUACAAGCCCGGAUGCUGCGCACCAGGUGCUGGCGGCGCUGACGUCUGCCUUCGUCCACCUGGGGAUCGGCAGCGUCCUGGGCUUCUCCGGCGUGACCUUGCCCGAGCUGACUGACCCGGUCUCUCCCGACCUGUUCCUGAACACCUCCCAGGCUGCCCUCUUUAGCAGCGUGGUCAACCUGGGCGCGGCGGUCGGCUCGACGGCCGCGGGGGCGCCGCAGGUGUGGCUGGGCCAGAGGGUGAUGCUGCUCCUGACGCUGCCGGUGUCCCUGGCGGCCUGGCUGCUCAUGGCUGCUGCGCCCAAGGCCUGGAUGGUGAUUGCUGCUCGAGCCCUGCAAGGCCUCACGAUGGGCUUCCUGGCCGGGUCCUCCAACAACUACGUCGUAGAAUUGGCCCACACGAAGUUCCGAGGUCUUCUGAUGGCGAUGCUCGACCUGUCACGCCAGCUCGGCUACCUGCUUGUGUAUGCCACGGGCAGCACCUCCCUCAGCUGGCGGCAGGUGGCGCGCGUGUGCGGCGUAGUGACGCACCUGCUGCCCCUGCUCGGCCUCCUCUGCCUUCCGAACUCCCCGCGCUGGCUGGCCGCGCAGGGGCGGCUCGGCGAGGCGCGGGUUGCCCUCAAGUUCUUCCGCGGGCGGCACUACAAUUGCGACCAAGAAAUGGCGGACAUCGCCCAGGCAAGAGAGGAAGGGCGGUGCAGCCCGAGAAGUCAGCUGCAGGAGAUGAAGAAUCCUGAAAUCCUCUGCAGGAUUGUGCUGCUCGCCCUCCUGCUUUUCAUCUCCAACUUCACCGGGAACUUCGUCGUUAGCGCUUACGUGGUUCCGAUCUUCGAGGCAGCGGAGGUGGUGGCCAGCCCCUACGCGGCCGCCGUCAUCAUCGGCUGCGUGCGAGUCGUCGGGACGCUGCUCUACCUGGCCGUGGUGGACCGCGCUGACCGCAAGGUCCUGCUGGUGUCGUCGACGCUCGUCUGCGCAGCGUCCAUGGCUCUCCUCGGCUCCUUCUUUUAUGACCACGAGAACUCCGACGACGUGAGUCACCAGCGGUGGCUCCCCUUGGCCUCCCUCGCCGCCUUCACGCUCGCGGCCAGCACCGCCUUCCCUGUCCUGAGCCUCUUCCGCAGCGAAAUUCUGCCUACCUCCGUCCGGGCAACGGCAGUCGCCUUCCUGUACUCCGUGUUCUUCAUAGGCGCCUUUUCCGCCUCCCAGUCCUACCCCGGCGCCACCUUGGUCCUCGGCCACCAUGGAACCUUCUGGACGUACAGCGCCUUCGCCGUCCUCGUGGCGGCUGUGGGCGGGCUCGCCCUCCCGGAGACACGAGGCCAAAGUCUCGAGCAGAUCAGUGGCUUUCAGAACCAACGACUGCGAAACCAUGCGAACGGCGACGCCUCCUGCUGACGAGGCGCGGCUGAGCAGGUUCUCCGGAAGCGACCGAGGCGGGAAGGACGCCUGUGAGGGCAACGGAUAUCACUGACUCGUGUUAAUAUUCGUGAAAAGAGCGUGAUUUUGCUCGAUAUUUUGUUUUAAGUGUGGUUGUGUAAAGUCAAAAUACUGUAUACAAAUCUUGAGUAUGAGAUUUUAUCAUUAGUAUUGCCUGUUUUUUACACAAAAUGAAUAGUUAUUUUUAGCUUGACCAACAUCUGGCUUUUUAUGACACUCAUUCACGACGAAGCUGUCGUUCACGAAGGGUAAGGUGCCGAGCAGGAGCAUCACAGUCCGCAGAGAAAACGGAACGCACGUGUUCCUGCCCUUUGUAAAAGUAAAUAAUAAAUUGAUAAAUGAAAAAGAACUCUAAAGGAAACAGUACCUGACAGCUUCCUUUUUCAUAAUAGGACUAAAAUAGGUUUGAAAAAAAUGUUCAUGUGGUUAUAUAAGGAUCAAGCUGCUCCUUGCUUGCUUCUGAACAGGAAUGAAACUGGAAGAAAAUGGUUCGAAACUGCAAACCCCCUUUGAUUUGUGCCAAAAUUCUUGAUUGCAAAAUAGUGCAAAAUUUGUUAUGAGAUAAGGUAUGCAGUAUUCUGAGAAAAUCGAAAAGAAUAUUUUUGUAUGUAUUUUUAUGUUACAGUAAUGCACAUUUGUCAUUCUCCUA